UCUGCAACAAGGCCAAAACGAGAUUUACGUGACCAACAAUACAUCUUGUGGCAAAUAUAUGUAACCCCGGCUCGAGAUCCAGAACCUCAUCAUCCUGAUCAACCUCUUCGUCUCUGAACUCGUUCUUAACUAUAAGCCCAUAUAAUGUCUCUGAUAGAAGAAGCACCAGGAUACCUUCAGGUCUACUCCGACGGUUCCGUAAAACGCUUUGCCCCUGAAAUCGCGCCGCCUUCUGUAAACUCAUCCUGUAAAUCCAAGGACGUGAUCAUCCACCCCUCGAAACCCGUCACCGCAAGGCUCUUCUUCCCUAAUUGUCCUUCCCCGUCCUACAAGCUUCCCGUCUUGGUUUACUUCCAUGGCGGCGGUUUCUGCAUCGGCUCCACCACGUGGCUCGGCUACCACCAAUUCCUAUCCGACUUCUCAGUCGCCUCUCAAUCCAUCGUUCUUUCCGUCGAUUACCGUUUGGCUCCGGGGCAUCGUCUUCCAACGGCCUACGAAGAUUGCUACGCCUCACUUGAAUGGCUUCAUGAUCAUGCCGGGUCUGAGCCCUGGCUUCAGCGAGCCAAUCUGUCGAGGGUGUUUCUCUCCGGUGAUAGCGCCGGUGGAAACAUCGCACACCACGUGGCCAUGAAGGCGAUGCAGAACAUUGCACGUGACUUGAAAAUCAAAGGGAUAUUACCGAUACAUCCUUAUUUUGGAAGCGAGAAGAGGACGGAAAGAGAGAAUGCAGAUGAAGCAAGAGGGGAAGUGAGAAUGAAUGACAUGUUCUGGAGGCUCAGUAUGCCAGAAGGCUCAGACAGAGACUACUAUGGGUGCAACUUUGAGAAAGCAGAGAUGUGUGGGAGUGAGUGGUCUAAAUUCCCUGCAAUUCAAGUUCACGUGGCUGAGAAUGAUUUUUUGAAGGAAAGGGGAGAGAUGUAUGCAGAGUUCAUGAAGAAGAAGGGGGCAAAGGAGGUGGAGCUCGUGGAGGCUAAAGAAGAGAAACACAUAUUCCAUGUGUUCCAUCCUCAGUCUGAAGCAACUCGCUUGCUUCAAACCCAGAUAACCCGCUUCUUGAACACGCAUUAAUUUAAAUCUCUAAGUUUCAAAUAUAUGUGCUUGACUAUAUAUCGUCAAGAAGUUGCUCCUAUAUAUACUGCUUUUUUGUUAAUGUCACGGUAACUUUAAUUCUAUUUGAUCAACUCGUUUGAUUGCGGGUUAACCUUUUUUUUUUUUUUUUUGGGCAUGAGCACCCUCGUCUACCGAAAACAGAUAGAUAAAUGUAUAUUGGAUACAUCACCUAAAUAAUACUUGGACUAAUUUAUUUAAAUGGGUGAAGGUAGAGUGAUUUAUUUAUUUAUGCAU
This is a messenger RNA of Prosopis cineraria, 1344 nucleotides long. RefSeq names its product probable carboxylesterase 17. Gene Ontology annotation, molecular function: hydrolase activity. NCBI's taxonomy places the organism in Eukaryota, Viridiplantae, Streptophyta, Magnoliopsida, Fabales, Fabaceae. The record is from RefSeq and is a predicted model, not a curated record. The transcript has a single exon. The coding region runs from base 145 to 1068 and encodes 307 amino acids.